Cuscuta epithymum is the source of this 1660-nucleotide messenger RNA. The record is from the annotation of a GenBank genome assembly. NCBI's taxonomy places the organism in Eukaryota, Viridiplantae, Streptophyta, Magnoliopsida, Solanales, Convolvulaceae.
CUGGGUUGUUAUGGAUGGGACUCCUGGGUGGGACUUGUUUGAAGUUCGGGUGAUAAUUCGGAUCAUACCACGAACCCAAAUCCCUAUGCCUGCAAUCCUUGUUUCUCUAUCAGCCAUUGUCAAUGUUUCCUCAACUCCUCCAUAGCACCCCAGCUAUAACAAGCAUCAGAUAUUUUACUCCCUCCAUCUACAAGCACCGACUCGCCCCGAACUCUCUGAAAAGACAAACCCCCCACCGACCCACUUUUCUAUGUGCAGAUAAAAGCAGUAACAUUGAAGGUUCGCAUGAAAACUGGAAACAAUUACUGGAAAAGUGGACACCAAAAAACGUUCUUGGAGCUGAGAAAGUGUUUAGACUCAUAUCUGGAGCAACCUCUAGCCCCAUUGCUCAGUACAUCUCUUCCCCUACCACUUUCUUGCACUCUACUGACCCCAGAAUCAAAUUGGCAUGGCUACUUACUCUAGUUAUUUUACCAGCAAGGUCGAAUACUGUUCUGCGUGUUGGUCUCAUUGUCUCCUUGGCUAUAUUAACUAUACAGAUCCAACCUAAUGAAGUAUGGCAGGACCAACUAGGAAGAGUUUCAAUACUGUGUGGGGUUUUGUUUAUAGUGUUAGCCCUGAGUACAGACUCUGCACCUUCCCUUGUAUAUUCAAGAACUCCUCCACCUUCAGUUACAGGGCUACCGAAAUUUCCAGCAUCUUUCGAAGGUUAUUCGUAUGUAGUUUUUAAAAUGGGACCACUGCAAAUUACCAGAAAGGGGUUAUUAACAGCAACCACAUCAGCAUGUUUAACCUUCACAAUCUUUCAAAGUGCAAGCCUUUACCUAUCAACUACAACUCCAGAGCAGAUAGCAUUUGCACUGCAGUGGUUUUUACGCCCAUUCGAUAAACUUGGUCUACCUGUGGCAGAAGUCAUCCUUACACUACUUCUCUCCUUGAGAUUUAUAAAUCUUGUUUUUGAUGAGGUUCGUAAUGUUGCUCUUGGGAUUGUAUCCCGAAGGAUAAAUUGGGGGCAGUUGACAACUUUAGAGACCAUUGAUGUAUUUGUCACAUACAUACGUAGGAUAUUCAAGAAUAUUUUCGCCCAUGCAGAGCAGAUAUCUCAGGCAAUGAUUGUGAGGGGGUUUCGUGGAGACAGCGAAGUGCACAAAGUCUUCUUGUCAGCAAAUUCAUCUACUACUUUUGUAAAUUGCAUUUCGUUAUUGUUACUUGUUGGUCUGAUCACUGCAAUCACUAUGCCGAAGCAUCUCUUUAUAUGACAUGCUAUCUUAGCCUUCAUAACUUGGCUAAAGUCCUAAGGAGUGUUUGGUUCGUGUCAUCUCAUUUUUUUGGCAACACACUGUAAUGGAGUUUCACAUUACCUAAGGAUGGACUUGAGGGAAUGAUAGAAAAAGUGAAGUAGGAAACCAUCAUUUGAGGUCUCACAAUUAUGUGCCGUGAUCCAAAUAAUAGCAUAGUAAAUUAUAAUAUGGAGUGUUCAUUUGGGUAAUGUGGGAUUAUUGAGCACAUAAAGUGUACAAAACACCUCUUGCUAUGGCCUAGUCCCCAUAGCUGUACUGCUGUACUUAGCUUAGUAACACUUGCAGCAUGCCUUUAUUUUGGUGUAUAAACAAUCCGAAUUCAUAUUCUUUAAAUCCCAUCACUAACUGAGUUCACAUUU